This is a messenger RNA of Daldinia loculata, 1722 nucleotides long. Its product is annotated as CoA-transferase family III. The transcript is spliced from 6 exons. The record is from RefSeq and is a predicted model, not a curated record. Bases 1 to 1722 code for a protein of 573 amino acids. Gene Ontology annotation, molecular function: catalytic activity. NCBI's taxonomy places the organism in Eukaryota, Fungi, Ascomycota, Sordariomycetes, Xylariales, Hypoxylaceae.
AUGAGCUCCAUAGGUUACUCAGUGCCUCAAGAGACUCAAAGACUCUUCCAAGAUGGCAUCCUCAAUAACCCCUUAAUGAAAGGUCUGCCACAGGAGUUGCACUCGUUGAGCAAAACCGUUCAGUUUGAAGGAUCCGACAAGCCCAGUAUCCCCAUUAAUUGGCGGUUCGCCGAGAGCAUCUCGGCGAUGAAGGCUUUCGAAGCAACUAUGCUCAACUAUCUUAUCACUAAGAAAUAUAAUGUCGCGCCUUCUAACGUCAGUAUAAACACGGACCAUGCUUCGCUUUUUUUCAUGUCCCCAUUCGUUGCAUGCGUCGUCAAAGACGGCAGCCCAGUGCAGAUGAACCCGUUCUCAAAAGAAAUUUCGGAAUGGUUCCCUAACCGUGACCUGCAUAGGGCUGCGGGUUCUCAACAUAGGACUCUCGCCACAAACAUCUACAAGACGAAAGACGGGCGAUUCUACCACAUACACGGUAGUAUGAACCCCAACCCUACACUUACAGCACUGGGGCUACCACUCAAUGGGGAAGAGAAUGAUACAUACGACUCCGCGGUGGAGAGGAUUCAGGGCGUCGUUUCACAGUUCGAUUCUACCGCGCUAGAUGAGCUCAUGAACGAGCAGUACCGCCAAGCGGGCACAAUCGCAUGGACGUCCGACGAGUACUUCGCAAGCGAGCACGGCCAGGCGUCCGGGAAAAUCGGGCUCUACGAAACGACCAAGGACCCCAAUUCCUCGCAGCCAGCGGCAUGGUGGCCCGACAACGCGAGCUACCCGUCCUCUGCGACGCGGCCGCUCGCCGGCCUCAAAGUCGUCGACUUGGCCCGCGUCAUUGCCGGACCCACGAUCGCGCGCUCGCUUGCGGAGAUGGGCGCUAGCGUGAUGCGCGUCACGUCGCCUAACGUCACGGAUAUGUCUGUCCUGCACCAGGAUCUCAACUGGGGCAAGUGGAACUGCUUCCUGGACCUGAAAGAUGAGGUGGGUAAGGAGAAGCUCAGAGCGCUGAUCCGGGAGGCUGAUGUUGUUGUUGACGGGUAUCGGCCGGGCGUUAUGGAGAGGCUUGGGUUCGGGCGCCAGGCCAUCUUCGAUAUGGUUAAGGAUCGCUCCCGUGGUAUUAUUGUCGUUCGGGAGAAUUGCUACGGCUGGCAUGGUCCUUGGGCCCACCGGAGCGGUUGGCAGCAGAUUAGUGAUGCGUGCUGCGGUGUUUCGAUGUCGUAUGGCAGAGCCAUGGGUAACGAUGAACCAGUAACACCGGUGUUCCCGAAUUCAGACUACUGUACCGGUAUCUGUGGGAGUACCGCCGUUUUAGAAGCGCUCGUUCGACGAGCUGAACAUGGAGGUAGUUAUGGUGUCGACGUAGCACUCAACUAUUACUCCCAAUGGCUAGUCCGUUCCGUCGGGACCUACGACGACGAGACAUGGAACGAAGUGUGGAAGAGACAUGGGUCACCAGUAUUCCGCCAUUAUCAUGCAAUGCCACACUUACUGCCGGCAAUACUAAAGUUGCUAUAUCAGCACGAUUCCCAGGUGCUUUUUAACCCUGCCUUUUUUCAAGAGCGGGAAGCGAAGAAUAUAGGGGCUACGUUCAUCCAAGUCAAGCCCGUCGCACAAUUUGCUGAUGGGGCUGUCGAUCUGGGAUACCAUAUCGGCACGCGUGGGAAUGGCGUGGAUGAGCCUGUCUGGCCUGAUAACUUGACGGUUGAGGUCGUGCGUGGUAAAAACUGA